AUGAGUGGUGGUAACGGUGGUAACAAUGAACCAGUGCCGGACGACCACAUGAAAUCGACCGCAAUCGGCCCGCCUUUAAACGCGAACGUGAUGACCAUCCCUUUAUUCCAAUUGGAAAACGGCGUGGCAUUGAAAGAAGUGAAAGUGUGUUAUUCCACGUACGGGAGAUUAAACGAGGACGGAGAUAACUGCGUAUUAGUCGGACACUCUUUGACGAGCAACUCAAACGUGGACGAGUGGUGGUCGGAAUUUAUAGGAGGCGGUGAGGGUGAAGGAAAAGAGGCGAAAUGUUCGUUGCAUUUGGAGAAGGAUUUUAUAGUGUGUUGCAACUACAUCGGGUCGCCGUACGGAACGGCGUCGCCGGUUUCGGAAAAUCCGGAAACGCCGGGGAAGAUUUACGGGAGUCGAUUUCCCGCGCCGGUGACGAUACGAGAUAACGUGAAUUUGCAGAAGAUGGUUUUAGAUCGACUGAAGGUGACGAGAUUGUCCAUGUGUAUAGGAGGAUCGAUGGGCGCGAUGUUAGCGCUGGAAUUCGCGGCGAGUUUCCCGGAGUACGUCGAGAAGUUAGUGUUGAUUGCUGGAUGUGGAAAGCACACGGAUUGGGCGAUUGGGAUCGGUGAGGCGCAAAGACACGCGAUUGUGAGCGAUGCGAACUUUGAAGGAGGGGAUUACGAUGUAGAAACGGGCGGACCCAAGGACGGGUUGGCGACGAGUCGGAUGAUGGCGAUGUUGAGUUAUCGAGCGCCAGUGAGCAUGGACGAGAAGUUCUCGAGGAUGAACGUGGAAGGCAAGGAGCAUCCGGUGAGAGGAAGUGCUGGAGGAGAAAAUGAAAAAGAGAACGACGACGAUGACGAUCACGACAAAGCGCCGUCGCGAGAACGAGAACAAACGCAACAGAAAAGAAAAUCCUUCGACAACAACCACGUCCCGUAUUGGCAAGUCGAGAGUUACCUCCAAUACCAAGGCCAAAAAUUCAUCCAACGAUUCGAUGCCAACUGCUACUUGCAGUUGACGUACACUUUAGACUCCCACGACGUCUCUCGAGGGCGAGAAAACGGCGAUUACGAGCGAGUCCUCUCGAAACUCACCCACGAUACUCUCGUCGUGGGCAUCCUCUCUGACGUCUUGUACCCGUUUGCAUUACAGCGAGAACUCGCCGAUUGCAUGCCAAACGCGCAGUUGUAUACCAUAGAUUCUCCUCACGGACACGACUCGUUUUUGAUUGAAAUCAACUCAUUAAACGAGGUCAUUCGCAGAUGGCGGAACGGCGAAAACGUGGAAGUUCGAGAUCCGUGUGAAUCGGUCGCGUUAUUAGAGGAACAACGAAAUAGAGAGCGUCGCCAGUCCUCCUCAGCAGAUCACGCACCCUCCUCGACGGAUGUAGAAGAUAGCGAAACGCUCAAACGCACCGUCCGCGCUUUACGAGAAGAACUCGCAAGAGUCCACGGAAAUCUCAGGGCGCAGACCGCUCGAGCGGAUCUUUAUUUACGCAAGUUGCAAGCGCUCACCGACGACGAGGGCGAGAAUAACGGAAAGAAUAGCGAAACGAGCCGACAACGAAACAAAAAACGAGCGGCGAAUACUUUCGCGUCUCCCCACGGAGUGAUCGUUCUCAGCGACCCGGGAUACUUGAACGAAGGAUUUUCGCCGAUAGCUAAAGCUUCUUCGCUCGGCGCGCGCGGUCCAGUAUUCGGUAAAAUUAAGGCGAACGAUACUAACGGCGAUGAUUCGAACAACAACAACGGCACAUCGCACGCUGGCGUUUAA
Molecule: messenger RNA, 1767 nt
Organism: Bathycoccus prasinos
Lineage: Eukaryota; Viridiplantae; Chlorophyta; Mamiellophyceae; Mamiellales; Bathycoccaceae
Product: homoserine O-acetyltransferase
Exons: 1
Coding region: 1-1767 (588 amino acids)
Biological process (GO): L-homoserine metabolic process
Molecular function (GO): homoserine O-acetyltransferase activity
Source: RefSeq, a predicted model, not a curated record